This is a messenger RNA of Nymphaea colorata (pocket water lily), 1770 nucleotides long. RefSeq names its product cyclin-D4-1-like. The transcript has 6 exons. NCBI's taxonomy places the organism in Eukaryota, Viridiplantae, Streptophyta, Magnoliopsida, Nymphaeales, Nymphaeaceae. The record is from RefSeq and is a predicted model, not a curated record. Gene Ontology annotation, cellular component: nucleus; cyclin-dependent protein kinase holoenzyme complex; cytoplasm. Bases 247 to 1299 code for a protein of 350 amino acids. Gene Ontology annotation, molecular function: cyclin-dependent protein serine/threonine kinase regulator activity. Gene Ontology annotation, biological process: mitotic cell cycle phase transition; regulation of cyclin-dependent protein serine/threonine kinase activity.
AGUCCCCCAUCGCCUCCCCUUGCCCUAAAUACCCCUUUCCAUCCAGGGGGCAGCAUUCCUCUCCUCUCCUCUCCUCUCCUCUACAGUGAGAGACCGCCAUUAAAGCAGCGAGAAAUCUCAAUGGUGGGACAAGGAAUAUAGCGAAAACCCGCCUUCUCCAAACCUCAAAAAGGAGAGGAGGAGACCAUCCUCGCCCACCACUAGAACCCACAGGGAAAGGAAGGGAAGAAAGGGGAAGAUAAAGAAAUGAGUCUGCUGUGUGGAGAAGACUGUAACAGUUUUGUGGAUGAAGGGGAGGGGGAGGUUCUGACCCCAGUGGGCAUCUCCACGGAGAGCAUGGCCCCUGUGGUAACGAUGGCAGAUGAGAGUCUGAUAGCUUUUCUAAUGGAGAAGGAAUGCCAGUUCUCUCCCAGGGAGGACUAUCUGGCCAGGCUCCACUCUGGAGGUCUUAAUGUCUCUGCGAGAAAUGACUCGGUUGAAUGGAUCUGCAAGGUUGUUGCUCACUAUCAUUUUGCACCACUGACUGCGUGCCUGUCAGUGAAUUAUUUAGACAGAUUUCUUUCGGAGUAUGCAUUGCCUGAAGGGAAGUCAUGGAUGGUUCAAUUGCUAUCUGUUGCUUGCUUAUCUGUAGCUGCAAAAAUGGAGGAAACGGAUGUGCCUUUGCCAUUGGAUUUGCAGGUGGGUGAAUCUAAAUUCGUCUUUGAGCCUCGAACCAUCCAGAGAAUGGAGUUACUCCUACUCAACACUCUGAAAUGGAAAAUGAAUGCAGUGACUCCCCUGUCCUUCAUCGAUUUCUUCCUCUACAGGAUUACACAUGCAAACCCACCUGCUCUCUCUCUUGUUUCUAAGACGGUAGAGCUGAUUCUCACUGCAACCAAAGGUAUUGAGUUUCUGGAAUUCUUGCCUUCGGAAAUUGCAUUGGCAGCGAGUAUAUCGGCGACUAGCGAACUGCUGAAGGUGGAUUUCAUGGAAGCCGUGGACUUAUGCUCCUCAGAGAUUAACAAGGACAGAGUAUUGAAGUGCUAUGAAUUGAUUCAAGAGGUGCUGUUGGUGAAGCAGUGGUGGAAUGUCAAGAAUGUUGGUUCUGGGUCCUCUGUUCCAGGGAGCCCUGCUGGUGUGCUGGAGGCAGCCGCCUGCCUGAGCUAUGAGAGCUCCAAGAAGGCACCACCACCAUCGUCAUUUGGGGAGUCUCCCAAUGUGGAAGAGAGUCAAGAAGCAGGGGCCACAGCCACAGGGCUCAUCUCCUGUGGGAACAAUUAUCCGUCUAAGAGAAGAAAAAUUCAGGGAGUUGCAGGAUGAGGGCAGGCCUGAAGUGUCUCUGAGCCUGUGGGUUGGAUGAUAAUUUUGGUGAAGCUGGGUCCAACCCCACACUAAAGACUGAACUUGCAAAGAUGAAAAUGGAAAAAAAAAAAAAUUUAUAGCUUGUUUUGUCCCUCAUGCCGAUGCUAUCAAAGUAUGAAACUCUGAGGCCUGCUGUUUAGUUUCCACCCUGCAUGAGGAGAAAAGAGAGGAGUCUGAUUGGCUUUCCCAAGAACAUUACGGAUGUCUUGAGACCUAUUUUCCAGGUGGGUUUUAUGGAGGCAGCUGUGAGGAAGUUGGAGAGAGAGAGAGAGAGAGAGAGAGAGAGAAAGAGGCCUGAAGUUUAUAUAAAUAUUAUUCAAAGGUGUUUAUUAUUAUCAGGUAAUAUUGUUUAUGUAUUGUUAUGAACAUUAAGGUGGACAUAUGACAUAUCUGCUCGUUCAAUUGAUUGUACAAAAGGAUUUUGGGCAA